Linum trigynum is the source of this 4156-nucleotide messenger RNA. The record is from the annotation of a GenBank genome assembly. Lineage: Eukaryota; Viridiplantae; Streptophyta; Magnoliopsida; Malpighiales; Linaceae.
GGUAAACGUAAAUUGUUACAUGUUACUAACGCCUAUCCAAUCCUUAGACCCAACGUUUUUCUCGACCCAUCAUUCGACACACAGCCACAGGAUCAACUCACUUUAUGUGUGACCGCCUAUGCCCGGUGCCUUCUCCGGCACUUACCGAUAGGUUCGGUAUCGGAGGGUCAAUGGUAUAAGACUAAUAGCCAAAAAGGUUUAAGCAAAAACGGGUUUGGGUGGUUGGGUUUUUGGAGGGUUUUGGCUUGCAAUCCGAGAGAGACUGGACGGGAGAGCGAGAGGCGUUUUGUGUUCUUUUAAAAUUGUUUUCCUGCCCUUGUUUUUCUGGAGAGAGAGCAUAAAAUGUUGGAGAUAUAGGUAGCGUUUCAAACAACGAUUCCGCAGUGAGGAAAGAGAGAGAGAGAAUUAUGGGUUAGAAAAUGAGAGAAGUUCACUGUUGCGAGGGGGAUAAAGAUUAGAGAUAGAGGAAGUGUGUCGUGAGGUGCGCUUGUGUGUGUUGCAGAAAUAAGGGGAAUUCUUCUGUUUUAUUUUUUUCUUUAUUUUCUUUCUUUGUAUAACUGUAUCACGCAAACAAAAGCUUCUGAAUUUCGAUCUGGGCUUGCAUUACGGUGAAGAAUUCUCUCUGGGUUGCUAGCUAGCAGGUGAGAUUUGUGAUGCUCGUCGGUAUCUUUGUUUCUUUGUCUCUCUGGUUUUAGUGUUUGGUCUGGGUUUUUUUGUUUUCUUUCCCCUUCAUUUUUGUGGGCGAGAUGACGUUUUCGGUGGUGGUAGCUCGUUUUCAGUGAUAAUCUUACGGGGAAUCCUACUUUUGUUUUUCAGUUCACUUGCCAAGUUUCUACCAAGGUUUCUAUCUUCUGCUCCAAAACCCUUCCAUUUUAUAUAUCUGGGUCCCUAAGGUUUAUCCUUAUUGAGAUGUUUUCAGAUCCUUCAUCCAAAUUUUGCAGAUUUAUUCAGAAAUCAAAACUUCCUACGCCGAUCUUUGCUUCAGGGUUUUACUGUGGUUUUAGUUUUAUUUUUUGGGUUCCUCUGUUUUGUCGGAGUUUCUCAAACUGGUCCAAAAGUGCCAGUUGUAACUUUUCUGCAUGAAAGUCAUAUAUGAUUUCGUUGAAUCUAGCGAUGAUCUGUCGACACUAGAGACAUGGAAUCCAUAAGCCCUCCUGAAUUCUGGUUCGGGUAUGUUGUGGUUUGCAUGUCCGGAUCUCCGAUUAUGAUUUUGUUAUGUGGGGAUUUUGCGUGGGCCAAAAGAGGGGAGGAUGACACAGAAUGUGGGCAAUACAUAUGUGAUCUGAGGCCGUAAUUCUGAUGGGAGUGCUGCAAAUGUCUAGUCAAUGGUGUCAAAUAAUUACCUGAAGCUUUGCUCAUUUCCAGUUUUGGAUCCCUGACAGGACGUGAGAACAAUGAAUUUAUGGAAAUAUUAUGGUUUUCUAGUACUGCCCAGAAGGUUAUUUUCGAUUCUUCUGAGUAGUUUGAGUGCCUUGUGGUUGUCACGUCGCUUAGGGCGAUUUAAUGUCCUGUCUUUCUGGGCUCCGUUUGAUGGAGAAGAAGUUCCCCCAGUUUCUGUUUUGCUGAACCUUUCUAAAUUCAUUUCUGCCGCUGUACGAACAUUGGCUUAUAUCAACGUUUGAUGAUAUAUAUUUGUUUGUUUUUCAGGUUCUUGUUGUUUGCUUUCUGUGAGCUUUUUGAUUGGUGGCUCUGCUGCACAAGUUUGAUAACAAUUGGAUCUUGAAAUGCAUCUUUCUUGGCGCUUUCACUGAGAUAUGGUGUUGAAGAGGAGGUUAGACUAUGGAUUCAAUGGCUACGAGUUUCCUCCUAUACCCAGAGCUGCCAGAUCAGCUAGGAGGAGGGUUCCCUUCAAGAAGCGGUAUCAAGAGAAUCGGAUGUGUGCGUUUGACUUGUUGGCUGUGAUAGCGGGAAAGUUGUUGCUCGAGAAAGAUACUGCUCCCGUAUCCAGUAACGCAGUGCCUAAUGAUGAAUCUGCUGUAAACAAGGUACAUGAAAUUGAGGAAAAAACUUCGGAAGUAAAAGUUCAAGAUCAAGAAAGUCCUGCCAGAAGUGUCUUUGUAUCUGGGAUUCUCCAUAACAUUCCCGAGGAAGAUCAUUGUCAUAAAGAACAAUUCUACAACGACAAUAAUCAUUAUGUAGGCUUAGCCUCUCGAACAGCAACCUCUGGUGGCAACGAGAAGCUCGAUGGGGAUAAGGUAGUGAAUGGAGAAGAUAAGAGUGCCAUGGGAACUUUUUCUUCUAGCAAGAUGGCAGUAGGCUUCUCAGGGAACUUUGAUGAUUCUAUUGAAACUAAAGUAGAUGGGAAAGUUGAAGAUAAUCUAAAAGAUGAGCUGUUUAAGUCUGACAAGCUGGAAAAUGGAACAUGUGGUGGUAUGUUCAGCUCAGACAGUACAUUAUGUGCACACCAUAUUCCUCAUUGUUCUAGUCCUGCAAAUGGGGAUAAUGUAAAUAUAGUUAGUAGUAGAGAUGAUGACGAAAACUCUUCUGGGUGUACUCACCCUAGCACCAUGAAAAGGUUUUUUAGACGGACUCCUCGCAUUGGAGACCGAAGAAUCAAGAAAAUCUUGGCUUCAAGAUGUUGGAAGGUAGCCUCAAGAUUGAAAGAUACAAGCUUUUCGAACAGACAAGGGGAUUUGAAGCCCUUUUAUCAUACUGGGAAGAACUACUAUAAACUUGACAGAUCUGAAAGGCUGUAUCCUAUCAAAAAGAGGAAACGCUUCAGCUAUAGCUCACCGUCGAGUUCUUGUGGGAUGAUUGAUACUGAUUUAGCUCAGAAGGGCUGCAAUGGAGAUGGUUCUGCCAAUGGGUCUAUAGCGUCAUCCUCAAGUGGUGGGGAACAGUUUACAUUCCAACCUAGGGAUUCUCGGGUUAAGCUUCGGAUAAAGUCAUUCAAGGUGCCUGAGCUUUUCAUUGAGAUCCCAGAGACUGCUACCAUUGGUUCCUUGAAGAGGACUGUGGUGGAUGCUUUCACAGCAAUACUUGGAGGCGGAGUGCGCGUUGGUGUUCUUCUUCAGGGAAGGAAGCUUAGGGAUGACCAUAAGACGUUAUUGCAGACUGGACUCUCUAACAGUAACCACUCUGAUGCUCUAGGUUUUAGUCUUGAGCCUAAUCCCUUGCAUAGCAAUGGUUCUGCGUGCUCAGGAGAUUUCACUUCUACGGUUUCCCGCCAGACACCACACCCUCUUAGCAGUUAUCGGCACACUCCAAGUGCAGUGCAUCAGGGUACUAGUGCUGCUUCUCCUGAGCCUCAAACGGUCAAUGUGGGGAAUUUGGUUGAAAGUGACCACGACUCGGCUCCUUCCCCUACAGACCACUUAAUUGAUCAAAGCACUAACGACCCAAAAGCACUGGUGGCAGCACCAGCUCUGAAUGGUACAGCAGGUGCACUAACUAUGAUUUCAGCCAACCGGAAAUCCAAGCAAGCUGAGAUGGCUCAGCGCCGAAUUCGUCGACCUUUCUCUGUAACUGAAGUUGAAGCAUUGGUACAAGCAGUUGAACAAAUUGGAACUGGGAGAUGGCGUGAUGUGAAAGUGAGAGCUUUUCAUCAUGCAAAGCACCGAACUUACGUGGAUUUGAAGGACAAGUGGAAAACACUGGUGCACACGGCAAGAAUAUCCCCACAACAAAGGAGGGGAGAGCCAGUACCCCAAGAACUGCUGGACAGGGUUCUAACUGCUCAUGCCUAUUGGUCCCACCAACAACAGCUCAAUCAGCAGCAACUCUCAGACUCUUGUACUUUUCCUGCUCGUCUGGUAGCUAUACCUUAAAGAAGUGGAUUUGCUGAAGAACCCAAUUUAGGUUAAUUGCUGGUUUGUAAGAGAUGUCUAGUUGUUAGUUGAAUUUGUAUUUUUCUGUUACUAUGAUGUACAGAAACGAGGCUACAGGCAAGGGAUAGCAGUUGUGGAGUUGGGGGGUAUUUGGUAAUGUAGUAUUGGAUAUUUGCAGUAAUUUUUCAUGGUUGAUUCUUUCCCUUGAUGGACCUGGAACUGGUUGACGAAUGUAAAUGGAUAACGUGAGAAUAAGAGCCUUUGGCUAACACUAGGCUGUGCUUCUUCCCUGCUUUCUUGGUUUCCUGUUUGCACGUCUGGUCCAAUUCGGAUAUGGCACUCUUAGCCUUUUCCGCGAGUAUAUACUCAAAUAGAUGAGAUUGAGCUAC